Sitodiplosis mosellana (orange wheat blossom midge) is the source of this 1095-nucleotide messenger RNA. Its product is annotated as protein FAM151B-like. The coding region runs from base 172 to 1068 and encodes 298 amino acids. The record is from RefSeq and is a predicted model, not a curated record. Lineage: Eukaryota; Metazoa; Arthropoda; Insecta; Diptera; Cecidomyiidae. The transcript is spliced from 4 exons.
AAAAAAUCAAUAAAAUAAAGAAGAUUUAUUUGCCAUUGUAUAUAAUUGGCCCAUUUAAGACUGAUAGAAGAUUCAUAACAUUGAUAUUGAUCGCGCAAUUUUUAAAAUAUUUGAUAACGGGGAAAAAAGGAAAAUAUCACGCAUCUUAUCUCGAUUCAGAAAAUCUCAGAGAUGUUACGGUUACUUGCGAUCAUUGUGCUCAUCAACUCGGGAAUUUGCCACAAUUUAUCUAAAGUUACUUGGGCUCAUGCAGUCAAUUCUUGGAAAUUACUAAAUCAAACGCUCAGUUCAAGCGAUAUUCAGAUGAUUGAAGCUGAUGUGAUCAUUGGAAAGCAUAAAAAUGGAUAUAAAAUUCCAAUCAUGGGUCAUCCACCGUUUUCUUCACGGGAUUUAUCGUUGGAACAGUUCUUGACCGCUGUUAUUGAACACAACGGGAAUGGUGAUAACAAUAAAAAGGGCAUUAAACUUGAUUAUAAAACAAUCGAAGCCGUGCAACAGUCAGUAUUCAUGUUAAAAAGAAAAGACUUGAAGGCUAACACGCUUUGGAUAAAUGCUGAUAUUAUUCUUGGUCCAGGCAAAGGAAUCAAACCAAAACCAGUUGACGCAAAUUUAUUCUUUGAUGUCAUUAAAUCGAUUGAAGAGUUAAAAAGUGUAACAUUCUCAAUUGGAUGGACUACAAGUGUGAAUAUAAUUCCUGGGCUACCACUAUGGACCAUGAAAACAAGAUAUAGUCAAAAUCAUGUUGAUGCCAUGAUCAAAGCUAUUGAAGAAAAUCAUAUCGAUGGCUCUAAUUAUCCGAUUUCAUUUCCAAUUCGUGCAGCCAUCGCCGCAGAAAGUAGAGAAGUGUUACAAUACUUAUUUAACGAAGUAAGCAAACAGAGCAACGUUACCUUCACCAUUUGGUCGGCCACCAACGACGAGGUGAAUAUUUCGAAAUUACAAGAUUUGAUCCUAUCAAUUGGAACAGAUAAAGUUUAUGUUGAUGUACCGAAAAAAUUGAAAGAUCAAUUGAAUCUGAAUAAUCCGUCAAACGACGUAUGUAAAAUUAAAUUUCCUGAAAUCGACUAGGCGAUUUAUUACAAGUUGAAUAAAAUG